AUGGCUGCCGUGCGGUCUCUCGGUCUCCACGAACCUGCGGCUGUCGCCUUCCUUGUCGCCGAAGGUCUUCUUCCCCCCGAUCCAUCCGAAGACCUCUACAAGUGGACCACUGGUGUUGAUGAAGAUUCCAACGGUCCGGUUGAAGAUGAGAUCGUAUGGACCAAGAGUUGCGCAGUUUGGUCGCGAGCCGGGGUGGUGAAGAGAAUAUUCCGCCUAGAUCUUGAGAAGGAAGAUAUUCGACAUGCCUUGCUGGCUAAUUUCUCCGUGGGAAAGAUCAAACGCUCCGAAGCAAGUCUCUCGAACGCAACAAAGGCCGCCGGUCAUGCGCCCAUGAACCAUGUCCUUGCCCGCUCUCGAGACUCCAGCGAAUCUCAUGUUGACACAGGCCACCAACAGCCGAAACAAUCCAACACCAAGCGGAAGAUUGAUCAGCGAGAUGGCAAAGCUGCAAGGCCGAAUGGACUCCAAUCGGGCAAUAUUUCGCGCGCAUUAGUGGUGGUACUCAAGUCCCAGGCUCAUAUCUUCUUCUUAACUGGCAACAGCCAUGUCGUCCCUCUUCCGUUCGAAGUCGACUCGGUCUUUGCCACUCCUCGAGGCUUGCUGUUUCAGCGAAAAGUGCUUGAGGAAGAAGCUACGAGUCCUCUUCCAAUGGCGCCUCCGAAUUCCUUCGUAUCAAACCUGCCCGAUUUCCGAGCGUCACUGACGCUUGAUAUCCCCUCAGGCAGAAAAAGUCGCCCAUCCUUGACAAUCUCACCUGCCCAGAACCAAGGUCUACGUCCACGCAGUACCAAACAAGCGGAGCUGCCCCGCGUCUUCUCGCUCAUGGACCCCCAUUCGGAGAUGGGCCUGGUAGUUACCAAACAAUCGUCCCGAUGGUUACAUACAAGUGUUAACACCCGACCUUCGGGCUUGUAUGUCCUCGACUCUGCCGACGAGAUUGUCUAUGUAUCUCCUAGAGAUGAGCUAUCUGGGCUGAGUCGAAAUUUGGCCAAUGGACCUCUGAUUCUCGUGGUCACUUCCAACAUGAAUACAGGUCUCUAUACUAUCUGGACAGCACGCUAUCGAGAAGAUGAGUUCGCGCCAGCUUCCAAGAAGAAAACGGACAAGAGACGAGACACAGGUGGGACUCGAUCAAAAAGACGGAGCUCCCACUUCGGAAUGACUACUGGGUCAACCACACCUGCUGCCCGCCCGUCAGGUGCGAGAGAAAGUUUUGGUCCCAGGGGUGAUGCGUGGAACACAUCCGGCCUGUCCCUGUCGCAGUACUCCACGGAUGGCAGGCCAGACGAGGACGACCUAGCCUCGAAAUUGGGCCAGGACUUCGGGGAUAUCGGGGUGCCACUCAAGACCUCCCGACGAGUGAGUUCUCUGUUGGCACGAGCGGACCUGGCAUCCAGCCAGGAUAGAAUCACAUUCUCAGAUUUGGCGACAGGAAGUCAAUCGAGCUCCAUGCCUCACGGGAACUUUCGGCAGUCCAUUGGUGCUGGUAGCACUCGGGGGAGUUUCGGGUUCAAUCCGAGGGGCUCCUUGCCACCCGGCAACGGUUCGGUUUACAGUACUACGAGCAGCUUCAUUGAUGCGCCGGUGGAUAGACUUCUGGAAGAACUAAACAAUGAAAGUCUCUUCGAAGGAUUUGAAAACAUGGACCUGAAAGAUUCGGCUUCGGGUCUUCCAGAAGAAGUACUCCUGACCAAGGUUGAGAGCUUUUCUUCCAAGUUCUCAGGCUCCUUCCAUACCCCGCUGAGGUUCAAGUCAUCCUCACGACGACCGAAGAUCGUUACGCUCUCUCCGUCAGAGUUCGGAAAUGCACAGGACGGCAACUCGGCAGCCUUGGCCCUCUGCCUUGUGGAUCAAGAGGCAAAGUCUAUGACUAUUGUCAACCUUCGAGUUGAUCGUGUUGCUAUCCCAAAGAAAGAUGGAGGCAUGUUCACCAAGAAGUCUAAGAAGGGUGCCGCGUCGAAUGAGCGCUCGCUACUUGUCCAAGCUUCAGGCGUGCAGCAUUUCCCAGACGUAUGGGAUGCUUGCAAGGUGACUGAUGGCGGUAUAUCGAGACUCAUGACCGUAAGAACAGGCGAUUAUGGCCAAGGCAUUUUGCAUCUCCAAACUCCGUGGGGUACACCACAGGCGGUCGAAGUGCCGCGUAACCUCAUGUUGCACGAAGCAUACGGAAUCUACUUGAACGUUCCUGGAAGUCGUCGAAGAGAAAGCGGCGUCAGACGCCUAAUGACGGAUUCGUUGAUUGCCAUUGUUGGGCUCGAUCAUCCAGCUGUGCGAGGGAAGUUUGAUGUCAUCGACUCGGCUAAUCGCCGACAUAAACUUCAAAUCAAAAUGGAGCCUAGCAAUGAAAUGGUGAAGAGUGUCUUCAAGAUGUGCCGGUUCGCAUUACCAGAUUCUGAGAAGGCAGGUGAUGGAAUUCUGUCAACGUGGUGGGAGGUAAUGAAAUGGCUCCAUGGGCGAGAUGUCGACGAUGACGAUUUGGAGUGGACAGCUAUGGUUCUAGUCCUGUUCUCAUUGGCGAUUCCUUUUAUUGAAAGCAAGCCGACAAGAAACUCAGUCAGGCCCACGCGACGAAAGAAGGGGCUAUUGCGGUCAAGCAGCGGAACAUACAUUGAUUCGGAGAGUUGGGAGGCGAUGCUCGACCAGGAAUCUGGCUCUACUGGCGUGGUGGCAUCGUGGAUGAACACCAGCUCCUGGGGCUGGGUUGUAGAGCAAGACGCACAGGACAGCGAACUCAGCCAGGGCGCGCCAUCCCCUUCAAGCCAGUCCACCUAUCGUCGGAACACCUACCUCACUCGUUGCAUCGCUCUGGCCAGGGAGUUUCUGCAUAGUCCGCAGGGCGUUUCCGUCAUGGGCUCAGAGGGGUCUUUACCUACAGCGCUGUCGUUUAGCCAAAGCUUGCGAAGUACAGCACUAUGUACGAUUCUAGUGGCGUUGCACCUCCUUCGGGAAGAGCACAAGCUGUCCAUUUGCGAUAGCGAACAAUCGCAUAAAUCUCUGGGCCUCCUUGCUCCUGUCCUAGCCCAGAUCGGUGGCUGGCUUGGAUGGACGUCCUGGACUUGGGCAGAGGACACUUACCUCGGAACCGAAAUGGCCAGUAUGGAUCGUUGGGAAUUCGACGAGACGCGUAUAUCCAAGCUAGAUGUUCCCGACGAACCGUUCGCCCCGCCCUCGAUCUUCUUGCAUCUCGAAAAGGCAUGGAGUGGAACCACCGGGUCUUUCUUCACACUCUUGAACCUUGUCACCGGUUCUGAUCGGUCCCCCAAAAAGGGUCGCCUGUGGCAAGAAUGCUACGCACUCACCCCGCGAACAUUGGCACUAGAUGGUUUCUUAUCAGAAGUACACACCUGCCCGACGCCAAUGGACCGGGUGCAGCUUCUCUAUCGUUGGGGGUUCACAAAGAACAUAAUCGAGACCUUCCCGGAAGGUGUCAGCACUCCCCUAUAUGAAACUAUCUUACGAUCGCAGAUAUACGCCUCGACCUCCUGGGGCUCAGCGCUGCUCCAGCUCGUCGAUCGUGAAGACCUCAGUACCUCCCUAGGUGGAAACAAUUCGGGACCACCGCCUGCGCCCGCGCCGCUGCAGCCUGCAAUGUCGCAUGAAGCAGUACGCGACGUUCAUCACAUUGGUGUUUCGGCUCUGGACAUCGAUGCAACCAAUUCUUUCGAGAUAUCUGCAGAGGCAGAUCGGCUGUCCGUGACAAGGUUGAUCUUCCGCGAAGAUAAGCGUUUCACUGAAGCGACACGGCUGCUAAACCAGUCCAAGGCCCCAGUGGCUGAAUGUGUACCCGAGCCAGAGUGGACUGAUUCGGAUUUGUUGGAGGCGCAGAAAGAAGUGGUGCAAUUAGUGACCCUGCGUACGCUUUCUAUCCCAACCGGGCGCGCUAUGUUGGCCUUCAGCGGUCGCUUGCCCCUCUUGACCGAGAAACUUCCCAUUCCUUCCUUUUCGCUGCAAUGUGUGAUGAAACCAUCGAAUGUAACGAUUAGCGCAGACCGAGCCUCCUUCAGUGAGGAAAAGGUGUGUUGGGCCUUCUUCCAUAACGGAGUGUCGACGGGCCUGGCUAUCUCGAGAAAUUCCAAGGGCAUUGACACCUCUUGGAUCCUCUUCAACAAGCCACAGGAGCUUACCAACCGACAUGCCGGCUUCCUUCUGGCGCUGGGCCUCAAUGGCCAUCUUAAGUCGCUGGCUAAGUGGGUAGCUUUUAAGUAUUUGACCCCCAAACAUACGAUGACAUCGAUUGGCUUGCUGCUUGGUCUUUCGGCCUCUUACCUGGGAACAAUGGAUACCCUUAUUACCCGCCUUCUUUCCGUUCAUGUUACACGGAUGCUGCCAACGGGUGCAGCUGAGCUCAACCUAUCGCCACUGACCCAAACGGCCGGGAUCAUGGGGAUUGGUCUGCUGUAUUGCGGCUCACAGCACCGACGUAUGAGCGAAGUCAUGUUGUCCGAAAUUGAGAACGUCGAGCAGGAGGAAGGUAGCCCAGCUCACGAUGAUCUGCGGGACGAAGGGUACCGUCUUGCAGCCGGGUUGGCACUGGGCUUCAUCAACCUCGGCAAAGGAAAAGACCUUCGUGGUAUGCGCGACAUGCACAUUGUGGAGCGACUGCUAGCUGUGGCUGUGGGCACCAAGAACGUGGACCUUGCGCACGUAUUAGAUCGAGCCACAGCUGGUGCGACAAUUGCGUUAGCAAUAAUCUUCAUGAAGACCAAUGACGAAAUUCUGGCGCAGAAGAUCGACAUCCCAGAUACAACGGUGAGAUUUGACUACGUCCGCGCAGAUAUUUUUCUUCUGCGCACCCUUGCACGUCACUUGAUCAUGUGGGAUCGUAUCCGGCCCACCGAUGAGUGGUUUGUGCAAAGUCUGCCACCGGUCUAUCGACGACGGUAUCGCCUGAGGAGCGUGCGCCGACUAAAGAGCGAUGACAUGCCGUUCUUCAAUAUUGUUGCGGGGUUGUGUUUCACACUCGGUCUGCGCUAUGCGGGCUCAGCUCAGCCGGCAGUCCGCGAUCUUCUACUCGCCUAUCUUGACCAAUUCAUCCGCAUCUGCCGUCUGCCCGCGAUCAACUACGACGCCAAGCUGACGCGCAAUUCCGUGCGACACUGUCAGGAUGUCGUGGCCCUAUCAGCCGCCGCCGUCAUGGCCGGCACUGGCGACCUGGCCCUCUUUCGCCGGCUGCGGUCUUUACAUGGACGCGUGGAUUCGGACACGCCGUACGGCAGCCAUAUGGCCUCACACAUGGCACUAGGGCUGUUGUUCCUGGGCGGUGGCAGUUACACUCUGGGUACAUCGGACCUGGCCAUUGCAUCCCUGCUAUGCUCUCUCUACCCCAUCUUCCCCACUACUGUACUCGACAACAAAUGCCAUCUACAGGCGUUCCGCCAUCUGUGGGUGCUGGCUGCCGAACCACGCUGCCUGGUGCCUCGCGAUCUCGAUUCUCGCCGGCCGAUCUCCCUCCCUAUAACCUGGACCACUGCUCAAGGCAUCUGUCGUACCGUCACGGCACCCUGCCUCCUUCCCGACCUGAGCGGACUGACACGCGUGGAGAUUCGCCACGCUGACUACUGGCCAUUAGUCCUGGACUUUGCCGCUCAACCUGAUCUGCGUAACAAGCUUCGCCAAGGCGACCAAUCGGUCUACCUUCGCCGCAAGCCUAUGUACAACUCCACAGGCGCGUCGUCAGCCUUCGUGUCGACUCUCUCUGGUCUCAGCGACGCACAGGAUAUCCUCCCGUCUUCAAGAAUCGCCACACAAUCAGGCAAGGGCCUGUUGGCCCCGGCUCAAGUCACCCCUCUGAGCGGGCCACGAAUCCCCAGUGCAACCGCUCACAACCUCUGGGAAUGGAUCUUUGCUUUGGAUUCUCUGCAGGAUCUGGGCGUCCGCGAGAAAGCUCUCAUCCUGCCCCAGUCUUCCUCGGCCGGCUGGCGCCGUCGUUCCGGAAUCCCGACGGCGGAGCUGACGGCCGUGCCCUGGCUUCGCCCCUCUGCUGUAGAUAUCCAACUUGUCUUGGAGCGGACGGUGCAUGGUAUCGUUCAGGCAGCCAGAGGUCGGGCCGCUGAUGCGGACGAGGUUCGCGACCGGCUCUGGCAGUUACGGUUGUUAUUCAGCUGGCUGGACUCGCGGGCUGAUGACGGCCUGGACAAGGAAGGCAAGGGUGGUUCCUCUGACGGCUUGUGGCUGCGCAGGGAUUAUAUCGAGGAGACCAGGUGGAAGAUCUGGGGGGUACAGAUCGGAGAUUCGGAGUGA
This is a messenger RNA of Aspergillus aculeatus ATCC 16872, 6240 nucleotides long. Its product is annotated as anaphase promoting complex subunit 1. Bases 1 to 6240 code for a protein of 2079 amino acids. The transcript has a single exon. Gene Ontology annotation, biological process: metaphase/anaphase transition of mitotic cell cycle; anaphase-promoting complex-dependent catabolic process; protein K11-linked ubiquitination. Gene Ontology annotation, cellular component: anaphase-promoting complex. NCBI's taxonomy places the organism in Eukaryota, Fungi, Ascomycota, Eurotiomycetes, Eurotiales, Aspergillaceae. Gene Ontology annotation, molecular function: molecular adaptor activity. The record is from RefSeq and is a predicted model, not a curated record.